Messenger RNA from Alligator mississippiensis (American alligator), 4834 nucleotides. RefSeq names its product platelet derived growth factor subunit B (gene PDGFB). Lineage: Eukaryota; Metazoa; Chordata; Crocodylia; Alligatoridae. The record is from RefSeq and is a predicted model, not a curated record. Gene Ontology annotation, molecular function: growth factor activity; platelet-derived growth factor receptor binding. Gene Ontology annotation, biological process: positive regulation of MAP kinase activity; positive regulation of ERK1 and ERK2 cascade; positive regulation of cell migration. The coding region runs from base 843 to 1673 and encodes 276 amino acids. The transcript has 7 exons. Gene Ontology annotation, cellular component: membrane.
GGGUGGCACCUUAUUCUCUCUCUCUCUCUUGCAGACUAAAAUAAAGACCCACCAGCUCUUUCCCGGCAGCUCACUCUCCUCCCAUUUGAUUUUACCUUUUUUUUCUUGUUGCAACAGGGAGCAAGAGACAGCAGCAGCAGUCACUCAGAGCUUGAGACUUAUCGAGACUCAACACACACCCAGAGUCCAGCAAAAACAUUUGCUCACCUGUUUGCAAAACCAAACCAGAGCUCACAUUCAACCAAACUGCCAACAAUAUUUUGAAAGAAAAGGCACCAAAGACCAGAAGUUCAAACUUAGACAGAAAAAACAAUCAACAACAGCAUUUCUUUAAAAAUAAAUAUACCAGAAGAAGAAAAAGAUUAUAGGGAAAAAAGUACAAAUUUAGGAAGAAGACUUUGUUACCUGAUUUUGUAUAAAACUUUGGAAAAGUUUUCUGUUGGGAGAGGAACUAGUGAAUUUGUUUUUGAUAUUUGGAAAAUAUGGCAAAUAAUUUUUACCUUCUUGUUUAAGACUUUUUUUUUUUUUUUAAAGAAAAAGGAAAUUGAGAAGGAAAAAGCAAGCUGGUGGACCACCUGAGAAAAAGAAAUGCAGAAAGAUUUCUUUCACUAAGAGGGGAUACAGACUGGAUGCAUACAUUUUUGGGGGUCUGCAUUCAUUUUUUAUUUAUGCUCUGCUCCUAUACUCCUUCUGGUUUAUGAGACAGAAAAAAGGACAGACAACUCAUACAGAAUUAUUUUUUUUAGAGGAAAAAGGGGGGUUUCUUUUUAACCCUUUCCUCCCCACUUCAAGAUUGUGGAAAAUAACUCGGAGUGUAGAAAUGAGAGUGUGCAGAGCCUUCUAUGCAUGAGGCAAGGCUGGAACUAGAUUGUCAGCGGAGACUGAUUUCUUGUCAAGUCUCCCCUUCAAUGUGUCUGGAACUCUUGGGGAUAGGAGUAGGUAUGAAUUUCGGGGUGCUCUUCGUGUGUCUCUGGUACCUGCCUCUCAUCAGCACUGAGGGGGACCCCAUUCCUGAAGAACUUUACAAGAUGCUGAGUGACAGGUCGGUGCGUACCAUCAGUGACCUCCAACAUGCCCUGCAGAUAGACUCCGUAGAACAGGAGAAUGGUCCUAGCUUGGACCUGAACUCAACCCAAACCCACCUUGGUCAUGACCCUGUUCCCCUGUCCCGAGGGAGACGAAGUGUGGAUGCCCUAGCCGCUGCUGAGCCAGCUGUCCUUGCUGAGUGCAAGACGCGAACAGCGGUCUUUGAGAUCUCCCGGAGCAUGGUGGAUUCCACCAAUGCCAACUUUGUGGUGUGGCCACCCUGUGUGGAGGUGCAGCGGUGCUCGGGGUGCUGCAACAACCGCAAUGUGCAGUGCCGCCCCACGCGGGUCCGUGUGCGACACAUCCAGGUAAACAAGAUUGAAUUUGUCCAGAAGAAGCCAAACUUUAAAAAAGUCAUUGUGCCUUUGGAGGACCAUGUGGACUGUCGCUGUGAGGCACUGUCAUCCCGGCCCUCCAGUCACAGUUGGCCCAAUCUACCCAAAUACAAACAUGGAUUAUUGACAAUCACUACAGCUCCUGUGUCAGCAAGGCAACGAGCGCGCCGGCUGCAAGCACAAAAGAGGAAACAUCGGAAGUUCAAGCAUGUCCCUGAUAAGAAAGUGCUGAAAGAAAUCCUUACAGCAUAGAGGUGCUGGCAGAGGAGAGAGUGCAAAGCAGGUUUAUUUAAUAUAUUUGCUGUAUUGCCCCCAUGGGGUCCUCAGAGCGAUAACUUUUCCUCUUCGUCCAUCUGCCUCGGUGCCUGACUUGGACAACAAAUGGUGCUUGCCUUUUCUUCUUGGACCUUCUCCCACCAAAGUCUCCCCUCAGUUUUCCUUUUUUCAUAUAUUAACAAUGUUUUAAAAUUUUCCAAGAAAGAAAACAAAACAUUAAAAAAAACCCACAAGAAGCCACAAGCAACUGGGAUAAGACAAGGCCUUCCCUGCUGCAGAAGACAGGAUGGGAAAUAGGAAAGAGAAAAAUGGGUCCAAUUUCCUUUUUUGGGGGGGAAGGGAUCAGUUGGGGGGUGAGAAAGUGAGGAGAAUUGUCCUCCUUUUCCUUCUCAAUUCUGUUACGGGCAAAGGGCUUGGACUGAGGUCAGUCAUUGCAAUGGAUGUGUUUCAGAGCAGAUGGAUCUCAGAUGAAGAGCAAUCACCAAUGAUGGAAAAUGCACUAAGAACUUUUACUGGCACAUCUGGACAGAUUUCUUUCUUUUUUGUUUGUUUGUUUGUUUGUUUUUUUACAUAUGUGUGUGUAUAUAUUUUAUUUUAAAAAACCACUAAAACAUACAACAUCUCGGGGAACAGAACAAAUGAAUGCAGAGCGCAGUUACCACACUCACCCCAGCCACUGCAGACUGGAGGGUGUUUGGAUCAGUGAAAAGAUGAGGACAGCAGGCCAGAACCAUUCUCCAAUGCUCCCCCCUAGCCCUGACAAAGACUGUCAUUUUGGCACACAGCUAUUGGCUAUUGAGGGUUGACCUUCCAGUCUUGGACUUGGGUUAUUGUUUUUUAAUUAAUUUGGUAUGUGUGUGUAUAUAUGUGCGUAUAGAUACCUAUAUAUUCAUAUAUACAUUCAUACAUAUCUAUACGUGUGGGUUUUUAAAUGGGUUUGUUCCACAGUGGGAGGAGCCUGCAGGCAAGCUUGUACAUGUGUUGGUAUGUCUGUGUUGGUCUGUCUCUGUGUGUAUGUCUGUGUGUGUGUGUGAGCAGUGAUCUAAUUCCUCUGCUAUCCCCAGUUCAGUCUUUUUUCCCCUUUGCUUUUCCCUCUGGUUAACAACUGCCCUCCAGGAUGCAGAGUGACAACAUCAUUGACCAAUGCACAUGUGAGCUUGCAAGCAUUACUUCAUCUGGAUAAACUAUGGUUGGCUGAUCCAGGAUCCUGAGGGCAGCAUUAUAAUACCGAAGAUGGUUCUGGGAGCAGUUUAACCCUUUUGUGGAUGCACUGUCCUUCAGUUGCUUUCUCCCAUUUCACCCAUUCCCCGCCCACACAUCUAUUGCAAACACAUGCAACAGAGGGGUUUUUUUCACAUGUAUUCAAGCCCUGCCCAGUUUUUAAAUAACUGUAGAACCAAGGAACUUCUUGGGAAACUAGAAGUCAUGGGGGAGAGGAGGGCAAAUGGGAGAGAGUAAACCUCUAAAUUUGCAAAAGUGAUUAAAAACAUAAUUCCCUUAUUGGAAGACUGAAAGAGAAUGGCUGUUUGGUAUCCCUAGUUCCUGGCCAUCAUAGAAAUGCUUAGGAUUUGAGGGUGUAGAGGGCAGAAUGAUUCUCCUAUGAGAAUGCACAUGCAGUCACGUAGAAGUGUGUCCAGCUCUAGGCUUCCCACUACAGAAAGGAUGUGGAAAAAUUGUCCAGCAGAGAGUAAUGAAAAUGGUUAGAGGGCUGGGGCACAUGACGUAUGAAGAGAGGCUGAGGGAAUUGGGUUUAUCUAGUCUGGAGAAGAGAAGACUUGGGGGGGGGGGGGGAGGAUUUAAUAGCAGCCUUCAUCUACCUGAAGGGGGGAUCCAAAGAGGAUGGAGCUGGGCUGUUCUCAGUGGUGGCAGAUGACAGAACAAGGAAGGGUCUCAAGUUGCAGCAAAGGAAGUUUAGGUUAGUAGGAAGAACUCUAUCAUGAGGAGGGAAGUAAAGCACUGGAACAGGUUACCCAGGGAGAUGGUUGAAUCUCUAUCCUUGGAGGUUUUUAAGACCUGGCUAGACAAAGCCUUGGCUGGGAUGAUCUAGUUGGGGCUGGUCCUGCUUUGAGCAAGGGGUUGGACUAGAUGACUUCCUGAGGUCCCUUCCAACCUUCAUUUUCUAUGAUUCUAUGAAUUGUUCAGGAUGUUAAUAACAUUAUUGAUAUCAUUAUUUAUGUAUAUUGCAAUAACCCUUACAAGCUCCAAUCACUGACCCAUGGUGCCACCUAGUGCCAUAGCAAGAGGGGUGGGGGUGAGUGGGGCAACCACCCUGGGCACUGAAGCGAAGGGCACCAACAGGUGUUGCCCAGCCAGGGCAUGACGUGGGACAGAGCUGUGAGCAGCUUGUUUGGGGGGAUAUGGGGACAGGGGGAGGUUGGCUUCUGCUGCUGUGUGCACUCCUGGGCAAGCAUGGGGGGCGUGUAGCCCCCAGAUCUAUGCACGGGGCAAAGGCAGGCUGCCACUAUAGGCUUUGCCUCAGGCACCAAACUUGCUUGCUGUGGCACUGGUGCGACCCUGCUCUGUCUUCUGUCUGACUUCAGGCUAAUAUGACUAACUACCUGUCUACACAGAGGAGAGGGGAAGUGAGGCAGAAGAAUGGGAGUAGGGAGCACUUCCUUUCCAAGGAACAGCCUCUGGGUCACUCAACAUAGCUUAUACAUUGGUGCAGAGGAACCAAGGAGGAGCAUGGUGUUAACUCUACUAACUGCUCUCAAGACUGUUGCAAACUGAUGGCCCCAUUCACCACCCCUGCUCCUUACUUCAAACUGUAGUUGCCUGGGGAGAUGAGCUGGAGGAAGGUGAUGAAGCAGCAAGAUGGGAAUUAGCAGAGAGAUAUAGAUUUCCCAUCAUCUCAGAUUCAGAGCUCCCUUCCUGAUGCCAACUAUCACCACCUUUUUCUGCCUUCUCUUCCUUCUCCCUUCAACCUGUAACCUCGCAAGUCUUAAGACACUUUGUUCUCCUGCUCCAAAAUCGGCUUCCUUCAGUUUGUAAAGUUGGUGAGGUUUUAUUUUAUUUUAUUUUAUUUUUUGGCUUUUUUAAUGUAAGGUUAAUUUAUACUCAGUACUGUAUUUAAAGUUGUAAAAAAAAAAACAAAACCAAAAAAACCCCAACAAAACAAAACAAAAACUCUCAACAAA